Molecule: messenger RNA, 814 nt
Organism: Centruroides sculpturatus (bark scorpion)
Lineage: Eukaryota; Metazoa; Arthropoda; Arachnida; Scorpiones; Buthidae
Exons: 6
Coding region: 350-718 (122 amino acids)
Source: RefSeq, a predicted model, not a curated record
UAACUAUAUAAAUAUGAUGAAAGAACAAAUGGAAGAAUAUGAAAAAAGAAGAUUGGCUAGUUUGAAAAGUUCAGAAGAGGAAGACACAUAUUAUGAAAAUCAAGUGCCUGAAUUAAAUGAAUUGCCUAGUCCAUCAUCCAGUCCCAAAAAUGAAGCCUUAUAUCUUGUAAAUUUAUCCUACCGUUUUUAAUUUAUUUUAUAUACGAGAAUUACCUAAAUAAUAAGGUAAUUUAUAUACAGGAACUUAUAAAGUAUAUAAAGAAACAUAGGAAUAUAAUAAAAAAAGCCAGUCAAGGAGAGGGACAUGCUUCUGGGAAUUCCUAGGUUUUCUUAAACAUCCCAACUUAAAAUGAGUUAUUCAAACAGUUUAUGUUUAAGAGGUGAUCAUCCUGUAAAUGGUGUUAUAAUAGAUUUUGAGGCCUUUACAAUUAAGGAUGAACAUCUUCCCUUUGAUACGUUAGUACGGCAACUGGGGUUUGUAGCUAGAUACAGGGACGAUUUUGGUAGAAUAAAUUUUUAUAACGAAUUUAUAACUUUUAGGGAACUAAGUUACAGAGAUCAAAAAUCUGUUCAAUUUGGAAAUAAACUUCACGGGCUAUAUCUUUCUUACGAUAGACAUCUCCUUUGUAACCGCUCCCUGCAUCUUGUAAAAAUGUCUGAACCUGCAACUCUGUUGUUCUACUGUUUUUGCACCCUGUUCAUCAUGUUACCAUGUUAGGAAGAAACAUUACUCCUGUCCACAUUGAUAUGCUUACUGCUCGUACAGUCAUGUCGACGGUUUCAUCUUUAUAUUGUAUAGCUUUAGGCAUAUUUU